CAAAAAAACCGCCGCCGUAGCUGUUUUCAACACAUGUAGAGACAUGUAUGUCAGAAAGCUCAGUGACUUAAUUUACAGUCACCGUGGCUCUUAUUUGUCAUUGAGAAACUCGGAUCUGAUCCAGCCCGGAAAGCCGCACAUAUGUGGGGAUGUACAGCUUUGAGUUCUUCAGAAAACAGCCCAGUUCGUUAUAACCUGAAGUGUACCUGCACUAAGUAAGUCAUUAGGAUGGAGAAUGGGGUGGCAUCCAUCAAAGAAGAGGGCUUCCUCUCCAGAAUGGCUCUCAAUGACAACAAAGCUGGUAUGGAAGGUCUUGACAGAGACAAGAUCAAUAAGAUCAUCAUGGAAACCUCCAAGGGAUCUAAGUUUUACGAGAAUGAGCUGAAGAGAGAUCAGCAGGUGAACCAGCGCAUUACGAAAAUGAUGCUACAGAAGGCACGGAUCACAGAGCAGCAGUUAAAAAAAGCACAAGCUCAGGUGGAAAAGGUUUCCACAGCGGUGGAGAAGAGUCGUGAUCUAAGCCGUGUGAUUGUACAUGUGGACAUGGAUGCUUUCUACGCUGCUGUUGAAAUGAGAGACUGUCCUGAACUGAAGGACAAGCCCAUGGCCGUAGGAUCCACGAGCAUGCUGUCGACCUCUAACUAUCACGCCAGGAAAUAUGGGGUUCGAGCUGCCAUGCCUGGCUUCAUUGCAAAGAAACUCUGCCCCAGUUUAGUCAUUGUUCCACUUAACUUUGAUAAGUACAGAGCUGUGAGCAAUGAGAUCCGGGAGAUCUUUGCAGACUAUGACCCGAACUUUCAGCCAAUGAGCCUGGAUGAAGCUUAUCUAGAUUUCACAGACCACCUGGAGCAGAGGCAGCACUGGCCAGAGUCCGCACGCACACAUCAUUUCCGUGUCAGAGACAUGAUCACAGAUGAGAAAAAAGCGGAGCCUUCCCAGGAAGCUGUGACAGAGGUGAGAGAGCUCUCCCCAGUACUGUUUGAGGACAGCCCAGGCUCCUCUCCCAGCCCAGUGGGCCCUGAAGGUGUGCAUGCUCCUGCAGGUGAUUUUGAGGUGUUUGGGACAUCUGUUGAAGAGGCUGUGCGAGAGAUGCGCUUCCGCAUUGAGCAGAAGACGAUGCUGACUGCCAGUGCAGGAAUUGCACCAAACAUGAUGCUGGCUAAGGUGUGCAGUGACAAAAACAAACCCAAUGGACAAUACAGACUCCCAUCCACCAGAGAGGCAGUGAUGGACUUCAUCCAGAACCUUCCAGUUCGCAAAGUUUGUGGCAUAGGAAAGGUGAGUGAGAAGAUGCUGAACGCUUUGGGUAUAAGUACCUGCUCCCAUCUUGGCCAGCAGAUGGCGUUGCUGUCAUUGCUGUUCUCGGAGACAGCCUGGCAUCAUUUCCUGGAGGUUUCUCUGGGUCUGGGCUCCACAUACAUACCCAGGCACGAAGAAAGAAAAAGCAUGAGCACAGAGAGGACCUUUAAAGAACUGAGUAAAGUUGAGGAGCAGUUGUCUUUGUGCAGGGAGCUCUGUGAAGAUCUAGCAGAAGACAUGAAGAAAGAAGGUCUGAAGGUAUUGAUCAGUGUUAUUGUAACCUUUAAACCCAUAUCUGUGCAUAUCCGCUGUAUAAGAAGAUUUUCUUUAACAUCUUUUCGGCUACCUUUCUUUCAUACAUCAACUUUUUUUCAGACAAGAGGCAAGUUAAAGGAAAAUGCCUCCUUCCAUAGGGACCUCCUGAAAACGGAAAUAGAAAAUGAGAGCCCUCAGCCACUCAGACUGAGGCUCAUGGGUGUUCGAAUUUCUGCCUUCGCUAGUUUGGAUGAUAAAAAGCCCUUGCAGAAGAGCAUCGUCGGCUUUCUGCAGAGCGGCAAGGCAGACUGCUCCAGUUCUUCCCAAGGGAUGCUUCAAAAACUGGGGAAUGAGCAUCUCUCCGAUGCUUACUCCUUCCACACCUCGCCACUUAUGUGCCCCCUAGUGGAACAGAAACACCAGAGACAAGAAGACCUUCCCUGGCGGAGUAAGCAGAGGCAGACAGAAGGAAGCCAGGCGACUGUGGGACUCCAGCAGUCUUUCUUUCAAAGGGCUCAUGUUAGAAGACUGCAACUCGAGGCAGCUAAUGCAGCCACAAAAAAUGAGGGGAGCGGGGAAAACGCUCCAGUGAUUGCUAACACAGGGACUCCGGCCACAGCAAGCGAAAACAACCAUUUACCGCCCGAUCUCUCAGAAACUCCCAGUCCUGUACAGGCGCAUGCAUCCACAUCAGCCUGUGAAGAAUCAGAAACCCUCACAUGUCCCGUGUGCUUCAGAAAGGUGGAAACAACCGACCUGAAUGUCUUCAACACGCAUAUAGACCAAUGUCUCAGCAACGCCUCUCAAAAAACAAACGAUGGCACAGAGUCAGACACAGAGUCAGAGUCGGAUCUAAAGAAGGACCGCGAAGAACGUGCAGCAGUGAACAAGCUGAGGAGGCGGCACGAGGCUCAAGAGAAGAAGUCAAAAGUCAAUCCUCAGAAAGGCCAGAGCAGCGUAAAAAAAGAUUCCGUUCAAAAGGUUUCGUUGAUUAAAGACGACAACAAAACUGCGACCUCGCAAGAGCCUCAGCCAUCUAAUAGCAAAGGGCCAGUCUUCGUCUGCCCAGUGUGUCAGCUGACCCAGGAGACUCAUGACCUCGCUGUCUUCAACUACCACGUUGACCUCUGCCUGAACCAGGAGGUCUUACAUGAGCUGGGGAGACAGACAUCAUCCUCCAUAAAUCCAUCUCCAGUUAAAAAUAGCAAGAGCACCGACGGAGGACAUCUUCUGCUAAAGCAAGCAAGCAAAGGCAAAAGCAAAAGACGGGACACGCCUUCGUCUCCUCCGUCUAAAAAGGUUAAAAGCCUCGGUCCUUGCAACACCAUCGACAAGUUCUUCAGGUGACAGUCAUUCAGGGGCGACCUCCGGGCUAGUGCGGAUGAACUGAGGAAGUAAAAACGCAGCUCUUCUAUUCCCUCGGCUUCCCUGCGCAGUUUUUAUUCAUCCUGCGGUCACUGCGCACAAAGCUUGUUAAGUUUGCACAUAGAAGAUGCUCCUAAAACACCUGGCUUGUCUGCUCUAAGCGAUAUCCAAAAUGAAAGAUGAAGACAAGUCCAAUAAUUCCUUUUAAUGCAUUUUUAUUUAAUGGUCAGGCUAGAUAUAUAUUUUUUAUUUAUCUUCAUUAAGUUAUUUUAUUAUGACAUUGUCACAUUUGUGUUUUUGUGUCACUUUUAAUUGUAGUGUAUACCUUUUAAUAAUGAAGAAAAGAUAAUUUUUUUUAUCAUUUAAAUUGUUGCAAUAAAUUAUUCUGCUGAAAUCUCA
Messenger RNA from Neolamprologus brichardi, 3318 nucleotides. The record is from RefSeq and is a predicted model, not a curated record. Lineage: Eukaryota; Metazoa; Chordata; Actinopteri; Cichliformes; Cichlidae.